UGAUAAUAUAAUGCUAUUCACACUUUUCUUUUGAUGUACAGUUCUGUGAAUUUUAACACGUGUAGAUGUGUGUAACCAUGCCCAUAAUGGGAUAGAAAAUAAUUCCAUCACCCCCUAGAACUCCCUUGUGUUAUCCUUUACAUUCACACCCUUCCUGCAAACUCAAUCCCUAGCAUACAACGAUAAUCUCCCUAAUGGGGAGUUCUUAUUAACCAUCAUAAGUUAGGAAUUCGUAUUACAUUAUUAUUGUUAUCACUAUUAUUUGGCAUUUGUUUUGUUGAUUAACCACUGCUGAUAGUCUUUUUUCUUCAACCCUUCUGAGGCUUUGUAUUGAGCUAUGUAACUACAUCAGCAUGAAGAGUUAAGGGCAGGUGGGGAUUAUUUUCUGGGCUGCAAUAUUGAUUAGAGUUGUGUAAAUGUAGAAGAUUGUUAGAAGAGUUGACACAAAAUCAAGAGGAAGCUGAGGCUUGAGUCUUACUUAAGGGCUAGCAUUUUCCACUAAAACUGGGGACACUACUACGGUGUUGUAUUACCUGAUCUGAAUGGUAUCCUAGAAAUUCAAGGUCUUUGCUGAUAGCUGAGCACCAGCUAUGCAAUGGUAAUGCAUGUCCUAGUAUGCCUGGCAUCCUACCUCAUUCUCCUCCUCCCCCAAUGGCUCUGGAAAGCAAACGGAGUGUAACAAUAGGAGUUCUGGAAUGUUCCAGUGUGGGGCUGACCUUUGUAUCAUGGUUAAUCCUUGUCUUCUCUUUUCAGAGAAAUUAGAUUAAGUUAAACUGGAUAGAAACCUUUACUAGGUUACAGGACUGAACUGCUUUUCCCUCCUUGAAAAUCCAAAGGAUUUAACAGGAUUUUCCCCUUCUCAACCCCUGCCCUCCGCCCUGACCUUCACACCUUCCCAACACUAGGGAAAGGAAGGAAGUUUUCCCUGUGGUUUUGCUGUGUGACGAAAUGAUGGGGCAGAUUGAUCAAUGGGGAAAACCCCACGUGAGAACACGCCUUCUCUGUACAUUCCCAAUAUUUACUAUAAGUAGAGCCAUCCCAAGCCCAGGCUGCUAUCAGAGCAUAACAGCGCUCUCAAGGUACUGAGUACCCAGCAUUGAGCAGGUCUAUUCUUUGAGCUGAAAAUGAUGUGUGGCAGCAAGAGUUUGCUCCUGGCUGCUUUGAUGUCAGUACUGCUGCUCCACCUCUGCAGCAAGUCAGAAGCAGCAAGCAGCUUUGACUGCUGCCUCCGAUAUACAGCACAUGUCCUUCAUCCCAAAUUUAUCGUGGGCUUCACCCAGCAGCUGGCCAAUGAAGCUUGUGACAUCAAUGCAAUCAUCUUCUACACAAAGAAAAAAUUAGCUGUGUGUGCAGAUCCAAAGAAGAAAUGGGUGAAACAAGCUGUGCAUAUCCUCAGCCAAAGAGUCAAGAAGAUGUAAAAACUGAUUCUCUCUGGAAUGGAAUUGGAUACAGUCCAAGAGUGAAAAGAACCUGGCUGGAGUUGCUGGUUUCACUUGCACAUCGUUCAGGGUUUAGCACUUAUCUGACUCGUGCCUCAUUGGACUUGUCCAGUUAAUGAAGUUGAUUCAUAUUGCAUCAUAGUUUGCUUUGUUAAGCAUCAUGUUAGAGUCAAACUCUAUUUUAUGUUAAGUUAUUUAUAUAUGUGCAUUUUUUGUGUUUCGCUAUUUAAUGCUAAUUUCCCAUAAGCUACUUGGUUUAGUCUGAGCUAUAAAAUCAUGUUUGGAGGAAUGAGAUCAUAUGGACUUUCUUCUAAGCAGGAAGUUAUUUUUAAAAAACUGUUUAACACUCUUCUGUUUACUUACUUUUGUUUCCUAAAGGUUUUGUUGUAAUUACCUUGUAAAAGAGAAAAGUGAUGAUGAGAAGAAUAAAUAUUAAAAAUAAAAGAACCAAAAA
Molecule: messenger RNA, 1893 nt
Organism: Equus caballus (horse)
Lineage: Eukaryota; Metazoa; Chordata; Mammalia; Perissodactyla; Equidae
Gene: CCL20
Product: C-C motif chemokine ligand 20
Biological process (GO): immune response
Cellular component (GO): extracellular region
Molecular function (GO): chemokine activity
Source: RefSeq, a predicted model, not a curated record